AUGAAAGUUGUGGGUAAGGGAAACGCCAAUAUUCUAAUUGAUUUUGGUGAUGCUGAAUAUCUUUAUAGAUGUCUAGUACGAUAUGAAUCUUUGAAGAUGAAUAAUGACUGCACUAGGGAGAAUUUUGGUUACAUAAAUGAUGUGGUUAGAAAAAGUUUGGGGAGUUAUGUUUGCGAGAUGGAAUUAUUAGAGAUCCCGUUAACCGACUUCGAAUUGCUAUUGAAGGAACUUUCGAUUCAAAUUGAUGAUACCUCAUUAGUUGUCCUCAAGAUUAUUAAUUUGAAGUCUAAAGAUUAUACAAACACAUUGAAAGAUGACCAUUGUACUAAAAUUUUUGCAGAUGAAACUGCUACCAAGAUAUUACUGGAGAUUAAGCCGAAAUGGUUACAUUAUUCUACGGAUUAUUGUAGAAAUUGUACGCAUAAUACAUACAAGAACCGUGGGAUAAAUUACUGUUAUUCAAAAUUAUUGAAACAGAAAGAUCACAUAUAUGAUAUAUUGAACCCACCAGAGUCCUUACCAAUUGAAUUUUUAAAUGAUAUCGUAUUGUACUUGGAAGACGAAAAAAAUUUUCUUCAAUUAUUAUAUUCUUUACAAGAGCACUUACAUUCUGAAACAACUCAUUUGUCGAAUAUCGAUUCUGAAGACAAAGUUACAAAGGAUUUGUUGCUUUUGAUGACAUUAAGAGAUGUAACUUGUUUCUUAGAAUGGCAUUCGCUUAACAGAGGUAAAUUUAGUGUCAAUAUAAUCGAUGUUGAUUUAAAACCAAAACAUAAAUGGAAACAUUGGUCGUCAACACAUGAGGCUUUAGAGUUCUAUAAUCCAAAAUGUUACCAUAAGUAA
Messenger RNA from Vanderwaltozyma polyspora DSM 70294, 843 nucleotides. RefSeq names its product inositol pentakisphosphate 2-kinase (gene IPK1). Gene Ontology annotation, molecular function: inositol-1,3,4,5,6-pentakisphosphate 2-kinase activity; ATP binding. The record is from RefSeq and is a predicted model, not a curated record. Lineage: Eukaryota; Fungi; Ascomycota; Saccharomycetes; Saccharomycetales; Saccharomycetaceae. Gene Ontology annotation, biological process: inositol phosphate biosynthetic process. The transcript has a single exon. Gene Ontology annotation, cellular component: nucleus. Bases 1 to 843 code for a protein of 280 amino acids.